Molecule: messenger RNA, 825 nt
Organism: Morone saxatilis (striped sea-bass)
Lineage: Eukaryota; Metazoa; Chordata; Actinopteri; Moronidae
Product: high affinity immunoglobulin epsilon receptor subunit alpha-like
Exons: 7
Coding region: 1-825 (274 amino acids)
Biological process (GO): cell surface receptor signaling pathway
Molecular function (GO): transmembrane signaling receptor activity
Source: RefSeq, a predicted model, not a curated record
AUGGAGGUCAGAGCUCUCUGCAUCCGACUGGUGGGGAUCACAUUGUUGCUGCUAGUUGCACAUGUUCACCUGAGUGAUUCUCAGAAAACUGUAGCAGCUUUUCCCAAAGUUGCUCCAAACAGACAGCAACACUUUCAAUAUGAGUCCAUUGUUGUCAGCUGUGAGGGACUGGAGGGGUUGACUGGGUGGAGAGUGAUGAAGAAGAUCAAGGAAGUCUUCCUAACAUGUGCUUCAACAUCGGCUGGACCCUGUGAAAUCACCAACACCUUUUCAAUAGACAGCGGAGAAUACUGGUGUGAACAUCAAGACGUAAAGAGAAGCAACACUGUCAACAUCACUGUCACUGCUGGGUCUGUGAUCCUGGAGAGUCCUGUCCUCCCCGUAAUGGAGGGAGAAGCUGUGAAUCUGAGCUGCAGAAACAAGAUGGCGUCCGGCAACCUCAUAGCUGACUUCUUCAAAGACGGUGUUCACAUUAGGACUAGUGUUACAGGAGCGUUACCCAUCCACAGUGUUUCCAAGUCCGAUGAAGGACUCUACAAAUGUAACAUCUCUGGGGCUGGAGAAUCACCAGAGAGCUGGAUGACUGUCAAAGUAUUUGGAUCACUUCAUGAAGACAGUCACCCUUCCCACGACUGCUCCCCUCAUGGCUUCAUUGUGCUGCGGAUUUUUGGUACCAUUUUAUUGUUUGCUCUGGGGCUGGCGAUGGGACUUCAACCUCUUCGAUACCUUCCUUCCAUGCUUUCGCUUCUCAAUGAACCGGUCACAGACAGCAGAGUCACCUGUCUGAAAGCUGAAGGAAAGGUUCUGGUUGAAGGUCUCCUGUAG